Messenger RNA from Melozone crissalis (California towhee), 7276 nucleotides. It is a transcript of the gene ZDHHC20, whose product is annotated as zinc finger DHHC-type palmitoyltransferase 20. Gene Ontology annotation, biological process: peptidyl-L-cysteine S-palmitoylation; protein targeting to membrane; synaptic vesicle maturation. The record is from RefSeq and is a predicted model, not a curated record. The transcript has 13 exons. Gene Ontology annotation, molecular function: protein-cysteine S-palmitoyltransferase activity. The coding region runs from base 29 to 1102 and encodes 357 amino acids. NCBI's taxonomy places the organism in Eukaryota, Metazoa, Chordata, Aves, Passeriformes, Passerellidae. Gene Ontology annotation, cellular component: endoplasmic reticulum; Golgi apparatus.
GGCGCUGCCGCGGUGCCCGGCAGGGAAGAUGGCGCCGUCCCACGUCCUCAAGUGCUGCCAGAAGGUGCUGGCCUGGGUGCCCGUGGCCUUCAUCGCCCUGGUCGUGGCCUGGUCCUACUACGCCUACGUGGUGGAGCUGUGUGUGUUUACCAUUUCUUCAACUGUUGAAAAAGUUGUCUACCUUGUAGUUUUUCAUCUGUCAUUUGUCAUGUUUGUAUGGUCCUAUGGGAAGACAAUUUUCACAUCUCCUGCAACCCCCUCUAAUGAGUUCUGCUUGACAAAACUUGAUAAAGAACAAUAUGAAAAAGAAACGAGACCAGAAAUCCAGCAGGAGAUUUUAAGAAGAGCUGCCAAAGACUUGCCUAUCUAUACGACAACAGCAUCGAGAGCAAUCAGAUACUGUGAUCGAUGCCAGCUGAUCAAACCUGACCGCUGCCACCACUGUUCUGCCUGUGACGUAUGUGUAUUAAAAAUGGACCACCACUGUCCAUGGGUGAAUAAUUGUGUGGGAUUUUCUAACUACAAAUUCUUCCUCCUGUUUUUAAUGUAUUCCUUACUGUACUGUUUGUUUGUUGCUGCUACAGUCUUGCAGUACUUCAUAAAGUUUUGGACAAAUGAAUUGCCAGAUACCCAUGCAAAGUUCCACGUACUGUUCCUUUUCUUUGUGGCAGCCAUGUUCUUCAUCAGCAUUCUGUCACUCUUCAGCUACCACUGCUGGCUAGUUGGCAAAAACAGAUCAACUAUAGAAACAUUCCGUGCACCCACAUUUCGAAAUGGUCCUGAUAAAAAUGGCUUUUCUCUUGGAUGCAGCAAAAAUCUAAGGGAGGUUUUUGGAGAUGAAAAGAAGUAUUGGUUACUUCCUAUCUUUACCAGUUUGGGAGAUGGAUGUACUUUCCCAACUCGUUUGGUGAUUAUGGAUCCAGAACAACUUGCAGUCUCAAGCCAAAAUGAACCUGCCAAAAGCUCUGUCACCACUCGACCACUCAGUGAAUCACAAAAUCGGUUGCUAUCUGGUGAUUGUCAGUGGGUGGAAACUGGCCCUGAAGAGGAAAAUGUGAAAUCAGGUGCAAAAAAGCAUAUUAUAGUUUCAUUGGAAAGUUGAUCUCAGCUAAUUACUAACCAACCAUCUCAAUGAGAAACAGGUUUCUGCAACCCAUUUUGAGCUUGAAUAUUACUUAAUUUUGUUUGGAAGAAGUUGAGCAGGAAAAAAUGGAACAUGAACAUUUUAGGAAGAGACAAGAAAUUCAAGUUUCUGCACAGUACAAUGGAUUCUUGUAAGCACUAUUGCAGAGCAGGGAAGUUAAGACAGAUGCCUUAAGAUUCUUAAUGUGCAUUUAUGCAACACUGAAUUAUAUACUGCUACCAAAGGGCCAGAUCCAGAAGUGCCCUGCUUGGAUGCACAAGGUCCAGAGUGGGAACUAUGCAUUUCUUUUAUGCUGCAGUGGUGGGGGUAGAUUGCAGAGACUCUUACCUCCUCACGGGCAAACUUCAUACCUUAGGCACUGCAGAAGUCACUUCCAUAGCAGGUCUCCAGAGUACAGAAGGAAAGAAAAAAGGAAAAGGAAGAAAAAGAAAAUCAGACUAGAGCAUGGUCAGCAAGUCUGAAGUGGGAGUAUACAUAGUUCAGAUGCCAGAUGUUGGGGAAGGGACUGGAUGAUGUCUUCUCCUCUCUUCCUAUUAACCAGUCUACCCCAUGAUCACAGCUCUCCAAGUCUUUUGGGACUGAGGUUUCCUUCUACUAGCUGUGCUUUGGAGCUAGGCAAUGCCAACAACAUAAAAGCCUUUAACUUGGGUGUUGCUUUUUUGCUAUAAGAUUGAGCUUCCUCAUAAUUUUAACUUGAUUUAUUUAACUAUACCAAGGACAGAGCUCAAAGAAGAAAACUUGGGUUUUAGUUGAAAAAAAGAUGGAUUAUUACUUUCCAGCAAUUGUCAGUCAGCAUACAAGGAAAAGACAGUCCAAAAAGGAAUUAACAGUUCUUACAUUUUCUGUUACUGUUUGCUGUGUUCUGUGUAAGGCAGCAACAAAACGGUCAAGUACCCCUGAGAAAAAUCAUAUUGCAGUUGUGUGUUUCUAGAGACAGAACCAGCAGAGUACUGCUUUUUCCAUGGGACUCUUGAUGGUUUAUAAAUACUGUUUUAUACUUUUGUUUUAUCUUUUUAAUAAAGGCCCAAGGUUUUAUUGGUUCUGAAAUACAAAUAUCAGGUACUUAAGAUUAGUGUUAGAUCAUAGAUAUGUGUUAGCACACUGAAAAAUUGCAUCCUUUAGUCUCCCACUUUCAAGUCCAGUUUAAGUGAUGCUGAAAUUGCUAAAGACUGAUGGCUUUGUGCAGCAAUGUACCUGCUUACAAAAGGCAAAAUGUGUUUCCUGUGUGAGGAAUCAAGUCCAUCCCAUUCUUGGCUCAAGACCUACAGCAAACAACAUGGGGGCUUUUUUUCCUCACUUCUCUACAGAGAAGACGGCUAACUCAUCUUUCAGUGGUAUUGGAAUUUUGCACCUGGAAAAAGUGGCAAAUAUUAUUUUUCUGUCUGUAAGAUUUCUGAUGUUCAGCUGCUGCUGAUUACAAAGAGACAUGAGCCCUUUUGAUACAGACUGAAGGUAGUAGUCAAAUUGAUGAUCUAGUCCAAAAGAAAACCUGUUUGGUUUGUCUCCCAGACUGAUUGCUACUUGAGUUAAAUAUGUUUAUGAUGGAAAUACUAAGGUAUCUAGUAUACUGUAAGGUUUAAAAUAAGUAUUUUUUGUCUUUGGAUAUAAUAAAUUUUUCUUAAAUAUUAAUCUUCUGGAACAAGAACUCUUUGAGAACUUAUGAUUUCACUGUUGGAUAUUCUUGAGACAGAAACAAUGGUCCAAAGUUGCAUGUUUUAUAAAAGUUGCAGAAUGUUUCUUCAAACUUUGUACAAGAAAUUUUGCAUUUGCUAAUUCCAAAACUUACAAAAGCAUUUGCUACACAUUGAUCUGAAAGGUUUUGCUUUUUCUUCUCAAAUGUUAAGUGAGAAGUGCCCAUGUUAACAUAAGCUCUCAGCAGUAUCGCACCAGCAAAAUUUCUUGGGGAAGAUAACAGAGAAGGAAGACUGCAUCUUCAAAUGGCUUGUUCUGAACACCAAAAUUUGCAGCCCCAAACACUGGUGGAACUGUCAUGGAGGGCCUGGGAUUUCAUCUGGCUUUUACUGCAUCCAUGUAUUAUAGCGGAAAUAAUACAUCCAUGCACAGGCAUCAUCUAGCAGAAGUAUAAGCAAAAUGUAUGUCAGAAUCCUAAGUAUCACUGAACUCGGCAAUAUGGUCUUUGCUGCCCCCACCUGCUCCCCAAAGUGCUUCAUAUGCCCCUGCCAUGAAUGUAUGUAUCCUGUAGGCCAACAUCAGGAGAACUUGUUUGAUUUCUUUAGUCAGGAUAGUGAAUCUACAGGAAAAACUGCAAGUAAACAAACUGUGCUAUCUCCAUGUGCAUUUUCUAGCAAGUGCUGCUCUUCUGAAACCACUUCUUUGUGUAUCUGGACAUUUUUGUGGCUUUUCAUGAAGAACUGACAAUUCUAAGUAUUUAUGCAGAUCACAGGAAUAUUUUGUCCCAGAUUUUUCCUCAUAUUUGAGGUAAGAAGAGGAGAGCAGUGGGUUUAGGAUAAUCCUGAGGCCAGAGUUACUGUUGGUAUAAAAGCAGGUAUUACUGAAAGUCACUCUCACAAAUACAAAAUGUAGUCAAAUGAUUGAAAGAUGAUUCUCCUGCAUUCACCACCCCCAACUCCUUUUGGGUUUUUUUGCCUGGGGAACUGGGGACUAAGAGAAACCCCAGACUGAUUUAAAGGAAUUAAGUUCUCUAAGGGAGUUGUACUGCUGAACCCUAAGGGCAUGCCAGCCAGUGGGAUGGAGGGGUUAGGUUUUCCUGGCAGGCCUGGCCUUUGGGGGAGGUAUCAUGGCUAAGGCAGCCAGGAUGACAUCCUCUGCCUUUGGAUUCUGUGCUGAGUGCUCCCUAGGCUGGGCUGUGCCGUGCCAGAAGUCCAUGAGGGAGCAGGGUGGUUCUUUGGCUGCUGGGCUGCAAGCAGCCAUAUGUGUGUCCCUGCUAGCAGAGGCAGGGGCUGCAGGAAGGGGGUACUUUUGGCUCAUGGUCAGGAGAUCAGAAGGGGGAUGGAUCCUGAGAAAACAACUGUUUAGGGUGUUGGGCUGUAUUGUAAACGCUGGUUUUGUGCUUUAGCCUACUCUGUAUCAGGGAGUCUUGAAAAUACCUAAGUUGCCAUUAGAAAUGCAGCCCUUAAGCUUUUAGAUCCAGUAAAGUAAUGACUACUACAAGCAAUAUGUAGUAGUUAUUGUAGGGUAGUUGAUAUUGGCUGUGAUUAGAAACUGCUUGCUUGUUUCUUUCUGCUUUUCUCUUUGAAAAAAAUCUACAUACACUCAAAAAAAUUUUUUAAAUGGCUUUAAAUUCACAGUGUGAAAACAGAAGCCUGAUGCAGGGGAGGAUUUCAUUUUUCUGAAAUGUCUCGAAAAAACCUGUCCCUUUGAAUAUGAGGCAGGAAAAUCCACAAAUAGAAAUUACUUAAAACUACACAAUACUGUUUUUUUCUGACUGUUAUUUACUCACAGAGUGUGCAACACACACAUCAUUGCUGUGCCUACCAAAGGCGUAUUAUGGGAGGAAGGCAGGAAGAGGAGUAUUAAUUGAUUUGACAUUAAUUGACUUCCUACAGUAUUGAGACUGUAUUGAUAUAAGUCAGAUGUGAUUAAAAACCUCCAUUUUAAAUAAUCUGAGUGUUACUUUAGAGGAAGCUUGGGUACUUCUAUUUUUAGUGAUUUAAGUGGAAAUCAUGGUAAUAUUUUUGUUAAAGCUGCCUCUUGAGUGUGGAAUUUGCAAGUACCAAGCUACUCUUGGUAUGCUGUUCUUACACACUGGUCCUGUUCUCCAGAGUGCUGAAUACUCACAGUUUUCAGGUACUGUUUCUUUCCUUUGGUCUUGUGUGGUUCUUCUUUAUUAAUUAUAAAUCAUUUUUUUGGGUUGGGACGAAUUUCAAUACCACUGAGGAUGCACACAAAGACUUCAUGAUCUGACUGGAGUAUGGUCCAGUUGUAGCUAAGCAGAGCCCCAAGAGGAGGAAAACUGCAGUGUUUGCAGCAGUAUUAAUGUCUGGCAGAUUUACCAAGAUGUGCUGGCUCCAACACAGAUUGACCAAAUCUGCCUGGAUCUGGAGCACCAACUGACCAGAUUUUUAUUUAAAAGUUAAAUAACGACAAAACCACAACAGCUUUGAGUUUCUGGUGUAUGUUCUCCAAGGACACCCUCUAAAAUUGUGUCUGACUGGGGGAUUUGGGUGUGCAUUUAGAGAGGUUCCAAAGAGCAGUUACUUUUAGCUCACAAACAUGUCUUUUCACAGUACCUAAAAAACAGCAAUGUGUGCAGCUUCAGAGGCUCUUCUAUCCCUAAGUGGCACCAAAGAGAGCAGCUGCACGUGAAGGGAUUUAGUACUGAACACAUUUGUUACACUCAUUUCUAUCAAUUUAUUUUGUAUAUAGAGCUUUUUAUACACAUUUUUCUUAAUUAUGUAACUUGUGAAAUAUCAUGAAGCUACAAGUAGUUUGUUUUAAUGCGGAUUAAAACCGGUGUUUGGCCAUUUGUUUUCUGAAGCCAUUACUUGAAUUUGUUUCCAUGAGGUAGUGAAGUCUGAUAAUGUUUACAGGAUCACUUGCUUUGGUUUUGGGAGCUUUCCCCAUCUUUCUUCCUACACCCUGUCCUCAGAAACAGAGAGCUCAUGCUCAGCAGUCAAGCAGAUGUGUCAGAGAUGAAGAAUUUGGAUUACUUUGUCACCAAAGCAUUGAGAGUGACAUGCUGAUUCCCUUCCGUUUACACUGCUUAGCUGACAUCUUAAAGACGCUUAGCAUGGUCCUCUGGGAUUCCUCCUGUCCCUUAUCCUGUUAUCAGCUUUAUUGUGGGAAACUUAAAUCUUCCUGAAUGAUGAUUUACAAUCAUGAAGUUAUCCCAGAGAGAGGCAGCAUUCCUCCUGUUAAGUCUGUUCCAUUUUUAACUUAGAUGAAUGAAACAUCCCUCUUAUCUCUGCAUUCUUUUUGUAUUUGUCAGCAAGGGUCAUCAACAUUUGCACUAAUCACAAUGUCUCAGCUAUUCUGCUUCCACAAAGUUAUUUUUAAUUGCGCUGCCUAAACUUGGAAUGAGCUGCAUUUAAGUUUGGGAUGUGUAAAAGAUACCUGUAACAAUGAUGCACUUAUUGUAUUUUUUUGUAUGUUACAGAUAGGACUCAUCCUAUGCACAGAGAAAACGCUGCCAUUUAUAGUUUAAUACUUGAAGUAACUUUUUGAAACGGGCUUUUAUAAAUGAAUAAAUACAAAAUCACAUUGCUUUGCCUGGAAGUUCCUUCAUGUUUUAAUUGUAUUUGCAAUUUCCCCAUAUGUAUACUUUUCCAUAAAGUUCUCUUAAGCCAUUUAUAACCAAUGGAAGUGCAUUCAAGAUUUUGUACAUCAGUGUUCAGACCUGUUCAUACUUCUCUGAAGUAUAAUUAAUGUUUAAUAAAAAAGUACCAUUUUAAGCCUCUUUUCCAAAGUUAUAUGAAUGGACUUGGCACUUGAAUUCAUCAGUGAAUGCAACAUCAACUUAAUAAAAGUAUGUGAAAGAAUCUGAAAAGUGCUCAGCUGUAGCAUCUGUGUUAUUAGAUCACUGAGAAAAACUGCCUACCAGGGCAACACUGCACCAUCGCUCUGGUUUUUACACUCCAGCUGCAACAAACCUAAGAUUACACUCACUCCUGACACAUCUUCCAGGUCACUGGGUCUUGUGGGGAAAUAAAAAGCCUGACUUGUGGCUAAAUCUUAUUCCUCCACUUCUAAGCCUGACUUAGAAGUCAACUGCUCAAACAGGAAUCAGCCAUGUUCCUUUUAGAUCAGGAACAAUCUGUGUAAGAGAGCUGUAACAGCCAAGCUGACACUGACAUGACAAUGACACUGGCAGUUAAGAUCAACAAUUCUUUCCAGAAAGUUUUUUUAAAAAUGGAACAUUUUAUAACAUUCCAUGAAUUCCAGCCUCAUCCCCUUGUCUCUGCAGUUCUAGUUCCCCUUGGUCCUUGCAUACCUGAUGGCAAGUGUUACAGUCGUGUCUCAAGUACCUGGUGUACACAGAACAAUCCCUGAGGAAGGGAGAGUGACCAGCCCAAGCCACGUGGCCAGUACCAGCAGCACCCUCUCAACACAGCAGGAGUGUUCUCCAGGCUUUCAGAAGGCAAUCACUGAAGCUAGCUAGGUUAUAGAUAACUGGAGCUAAACUAGGUUAUCUGUAAAUCGCCACCACUGCAC